This is a messenger RNA of Iphiclides podalirius (scarce swallowtail), 459 nucleotides long. The record is from the annotation of a GenBank genome assembly. Lineage: Eukaryota; Metazoa; Arthropoda; Insecta; Lepidoptera; Papilionidae.
AUGGCCGUUUCCAAGGCAACCACUUUAUUAGGGGCGAGUGACGUCACCGUAGUAGAUCAUCUACUUUGGGACUGCGAUUAUCUGGGAAGGGUGUUCUCGAUGAUGUGUGACGUCAUAUUUGUGACGACGUCGACGCACACAUGCGUGGAGCGGUUCGCCGGCCAGUCGACAGCGCCCGUGCUAUGCGUGAGGUCGCGAGCGCACGCUAGCCUCCAAGCCCUGGCGACAGUAAUGGCCACAAUCGAAGAAUACGGCUCUAUGGAAAGCCUGAACAUUGGUUAUGUAGGCAACCCCCAUCCAGUCCUCAACUCUUACCUGCUUCUGUGCCCGAUGCUUGGCGCCAACAUCAAGUUUAAAUGCUGUUGUGCAGAAAUUAGUCAACCUGAACACAUAAAAUAUUUGACAGGUAACACAGACACACUUGACAGGUUGACAGGAUUUGGAAAGGAAAUGUUUAAA